Molecule: messenger RNA, 1047 nt
Organism: Diaporthe citri
Lineage: Eukaryota; Fungi; Ascomycota; Sordariomycetes; Diaporthales; Diaporthaceae
Exons: 2
Coding region: 1-1047 (348 amino acids)
Source: RefSeq, a predicted model, not a curated record
AUGUCUUCAGCCAAGCAGGUCGAUGCAGUCAACACGGAUGCAGGCGAGGGGCCCAGCUCCUCCUCCGCGCAGGCCGUCGCCGUGACCAAGCCCGAGAGCGCCGCUGCGCCUGCUGAGCGAAGGUCCACGCUGCCACGGGUGCUGCAGUUCCCGCUCGUGGCUAUCCUGAGCUUCUCCAUCUCGUCGCUGGGCUACUCCUUCAUCAACGAGUUCACCAAGGGCGAGCUGGCCACUGUGAUGCGCACGCUGGAGACGCCGCGCGAACUAGGCAUCAUGACGGCGUGGAGGCUGACGGAGCUGGCACUGGGAUGGUUCGCGAACUUCGACUCGAUCGACCUCGCGGCGCUGAAUCUGCUCUCGCACAGCCCCACUUUCUACCUCAUGGCUGCAUUCUACAAAGUGAGCCCAAAGACAGCGAUCGCGGGCCUCGCCGUCGAUGUGAUUGCCAGCUUCGUGCCCUUCCUGCUCCUGCGCCCGCUCUCGGCCGCGCACAAGUCCUCGUCCUCGACUCCCAACCGCGAGAUCAUCGCCGAUAAGCCGAUCCAGGUCCUGAGCACGCUCCUCGCCAGCUUCAUAUACAGCGUUGUGCUCUUCAUCUCCUACAAGACCUUCCUGCCCGGCACCCUGGUCCUGUACUUCAUCGGCAUCCCCACUGUCGAGCCACUCCACAGCGCCACUGCCAUCUACGUAUCACCGCUCGCUACGGCCUUGGCUGUGGCUUCCGGCAUGGCUGCGCGCAGCUUCAUCUUCACUCCACUUGCUGCGACUGGCCGGACUGAGGCGGACGAGAAGGCAGCGCAGUUUGACCCAGUCACCGCCAGCUUGGGUGAGACGAUUUGGUGGAAUAUCUGGGGAUACACGACGCAGACAAAGGUCUGCGUUGCCAGAACAAUUGCGCUCAUGCUUGUGACUGGCAUUAAUACGACCCUCCAAGGCGCCCUCACCAUUAGUGGAGUGGAGGCCACUGGAGCAGCAAUCUAUGCAUCUAUCUGGGUCGCUGCAGCCUUCUUCACAGGCGUUGGCUUGGGCGCUGUUGGAGACGUGUAA